This is a messenger RNA of Carassius gibelio (silver crucian carp), 2356 nucleotides long. RefSeq names its product SURP and G patch domain containing 1 (gene sugp1). Gene Ontology annotation, biological process: RNA processing. The record is from RefSeq and is a predicted model, not a curated record. Gene Ontology annotation, molecular function: RNA binding. The transcript is spliced from 14 exons. NCBI's taxonomy places the organism in Eukaryota, Metazoa, Chordata, Actinopteri, Cypriniformes, Cyprinidae. Gene Ontology annotation, cellular component: nucleoplasm. Bases 133 to 1992 code for a protein of 619 amino acids.
CGCAGUAUCUGCAGUGAGACGCGCAUGCGCAGCGGGCAGCCGGCAGGGGGCGAUAUUCGCGCUGCGGUGUAAUUCUCCAUCCGCUCUGCAGACCACAGAAGAAGAAGCAGCUGCUCUACAGCACUCAGCGCGAUGGAGUCUAGCGAUGCAGGUCGUGGCGGCUGGAAGACUCAUCAGAAGAGUAAACUGAAUGUGAUCAUGAGACAGGAGGAGCUGAUUGCUCAGAAGAAGAGAGAGAUCGAGGCCAGACUGAAAGAGCAGGCUCUGAAGAAGCAGAAGCCCAUCCAGAACCUGAACCAGAACCAGAACCAGUCCAGCAGUUCUCCUCCCUCAGAAGCAUCUUCCUCCUCCUCAUCCUCCUCUUCCUCGUCCUCCUUCUCCUCAUCCUCAUCUAAUAAGUUUGUGAACGAUGGCAGUUUCCUGCAGCAGUUCCUGAAGAUGCAGCGAGAGAAAUCCAGCGCUGAUGAAGGAUCCACUGGCUCCGCCCCCAGUGCUCAGAGUCCGCCCACAGCCGGAGGUCAGGCUCAGAAGAGGAGCGUUCUGAUUGGGAAGCGUCCAGGUCUGGGGGUCAGCAGCAUGAUCAAUCAGAUCAAGAACUACGCCCCGUCCAAGAAGGCAGCGCUGCCCGCGGCCCGCCCCAGUGUGUUCAGCUCCCCCGAUGAUGAAGAUGAGGAGGACGAUGAUGCAGACUUUCUGGAGGUCAAAGUUUCCCCCCCAGAGGACGGAGAUCUGCGUCUGGUCAUCGAUAAGAUGGCCUCGUUCGUCGCUGAAGGCGGCUCAGAGCUGGAGAGGAAGGCCAUGGAGGACUACAGAGAGGAUCCGGUCUUCUCGUUCUUGUUUGAGAAGAGCAGUAAGGAGCAUCUGUACUACAGGAAGAGAGUGGCAGAGAUCAGACGAGACGCGUCGCUGCAGACCGAUGUCUCCUCCUCAGUGGACGACAGCACCAGGAAGGUGGCGGAGAAACUGGCGCGCUUCGUGGCGGACGGCGGCCCAGAGGUGGAGAUCAUGGCUGCUCAACACAACCGAGACAAUCCUGCCUUCAGUUUCCUGUACGACUAUCAGAGCGCGGCUCAUCGCUUCUAUAAGGCUAAAGUGGACGAGCUCCGUCAGGAUAAGAGCACUGAGUCGCAGACGUCUGUUCAGAAUGACUCACAGGAACACACACACACACACACCGCUGCCAAGAGGAAGAGGAAGAGCCGCUGGGGAGCCGAAGACGAUAAAGUGGAGCUGCCCACACCGACAGUCAUCAGCCCUACUGCUCCAGCGGCCGCAUCCAGCACGCCUGCACUGACCGAUCAGGAGCUGAGCAGUCUGGGAUAUAAGAAGGGGAAGCCGGUGGGUCUGGUGGGUGUGACGGAGCUGUCAGACGAUCAGAAGAAACAACUCAAAGAACAACAGGAAAUGCAGGAGAUGUUCGACAUGAUCAUGAAGCACAAGCGUGCGAUGCAGGACAUGCAGCUGCUGUGGGAGAAGGCCAUCAAGAACCACCAGCACGAGUACGACAGCGACGAGGAGCUGGAUCCUGACGACGGAACCUGGGAGCAUCGGCUCAGACACAUGGAGAUGGAGAAGACCCGAGAGUGGGCGGAGCAGCUGACGGAGAUGGGCAAAGGGAAGCACUUCAUUGGUGACUUCCUGCCUCCGGAUGAGCUGGAGAAGUUCAUGGAGACUUUCAAAGCUCUGAAGGAGGGCAGAGACCCAGAUUACUCCGAGUACAAAGAGUUCAAGCUGACGGUGGAGAACAUCGGCUUCAAGAUGCUGAUGAAGAUGGGCUGGAAGGAGGGAGAUGGACUCGGCUCAGAUGGACAGGGCAUCAAGAACCCUGUCAACAGAGGCUCCACGGCCGUGGACGGCGCAGGCUUCGGUGUGGACAGACCCGCUGAACUCUCGAAGAGUGAUGAUGAGUAUGAUGCUUUCCGUAAGAGGAUGAUGCUUGCAUAUCGCUUCAGACCCAACCCUCUGAACAAUCCCAGAAGGCCAUACUACUGACGCCGCAGCACCUCCUCUGGACAAACCUUUCUUUUCUUUUCUUUUUCUCAUAACAGCUUGAAUUAUGAUGUGUUCAUUUCAGAAAAUAGAAAAAUAAUUCACCCGAGUACAUUUUAAUAAGCCCUUCACAUGUUUCUGUUUGUUUCUUUAGAUGCUGAUUUUUUUUACAUUUAUUCAAAACAGUAAAGGCCCCUGAUAGAGUCAGCAGCGCAGUAUAAUAUUAGCAUCAGUGCAGGUUUUAUGUGUGUUUUACCCGUUGAUGAGCACAGAUAUUAUAAACCAAUCCCCAUGGUCUAAGCUGUAAUUAAACUGACUCCAGCGUCUGUCACUGACUCUGUGAGAUCAAUAAAAGGCUGUGCUCUCA